CUCUCUGUGCGGCGCAGAGCGCGCGCCUCUCCGCUGCUCCAACUGAGUUGAUCAGUGUCCGGAAUGGAUACCUGAUGGGUGGACGAUCGAUGACUGAUCAGUCAAAACCCCGAGCUAGACUCACAGCCAGGAGACACAGACCCGUUCAGUGUUGAUUACUGAUUAAUAAUCGGCAGCUGGUAGUGUGUGUGUGAGCUGAGUUCAGCGCUUCAAACCCAAAGGACUCUACUUUCUUCAUCCAUCCAUCACCUCCUCCUCCUUCGGGAUGAAGACUCCUCUCAGCCCCUCUCAGCUCCUGGAGAGUGGGCAGAUCUUUGCCUUUGGAGGGAUGUGUCAUGAACUGAUGGACAGACCCAUACCUACAACCAUCAGUCUCUCUGUCCAGCAGACUCCACCCCCAGGUCAGGGUGGGGCCUACUCGCUGUGUGAGGUGUGUAACCUGCAGCUGACCUCUGCUGCUCAGGCCCAGGUGCACUACAAUGGCAAGUCUCACCUUAGAAGAGUGAGACAGCUCCAGGCUGGAGAGACAGGACAACAGGCAGCAGCAGGGGCUCAGUCUAGGUCUCUUCCCCAGCCCACAGGGCUCAGCUCCCAGCCAACAGGACUAACUCCGACACCAGGCCCCAGUCCAGGCGUCAGUGCUCCAUCCAGCACGACUGCAGGAAUUGGGUGUGGUGCAGUGGGCGGGGCGUUGCCAGGGCUGAUAGGCGCCAGUAGUCCCUCAGUGAUGAUGAAAUCAUUCCUGUCGUUUCCUGUCGAGACAACGUCACCAGUCGGACUUUUCCCAAACUUCAACACGAUGGACCCGGUGCAGAAGGCCGUCAUCAACCACACCUUUGGCGUUACCUUGGUACCCAAGAAGAAACAGGUCAUCUCAUGUAACGUCUGCCAGCUGAGGUUCAACUCUGACUCUCAGGCAGAAGCUCAUUACAGAGGCAGUCGUCACGCGAAGAAGGUCAAGUCUCAGGAGAACAAGGCAAAGGCCAAGCUGGCAGUCACUGGAGAGAACAAUGAGAGCAGCACAAGUCCUGUGGGCCUCACCCCACCUGUCUCAUCAAACAGUAGCACCAAUCAGCACACAGAACUCUUAUCUAGCCUUAUAGACUCCUCCUCUGCUCUCAAAUCGUUCCUCCUCCCCUCUUCCUCCCCUCUCUCCUCGUCCUCCUCUUCCUCUAGCAGAGCAGGCAGUGAGCCUCCUCCCUCCAGUCCUCCCUCUGCCCUCCCUGCACCGGGCCUCUUCUCCUCUCCUUCCUCCUCUUCCUCUUCUUCCAAAGCCUCUCCCCCUCCCCCUCCUCCAGCUCCUGUCACAUCCGCUUCAUUCUCUGCUCCCCAUCCUCCUCCUACUCCUUCCCAGGCCUCCUCCCAGGAUGCUUCUCUCUCCGCAGAGUCGGAAGAGGAGAAAGCAAAGAAGCUGCUGUACUGCUCUCUGUGUAAAGUCGCUGUCAACUCUCUGUCUCAGCUGGAGGCUCAUAACGCAGGUUCAAAGCACAAGACGAUGCUGGAGGCUCGGAGUGGUGCCGGACCAAUCAAGGCCUACCCACGACCCGGAGCCAAGCUGAAGAACGGCAGCAGCUCUGGAAUAAAAGGGUCCGGCCUGCAGAACAAAACCUUCCACUGCCAGAUCUGUGAUGUCCAUGUCAACUCUGAGAUCCAGCUCAAACAGCACAUCUCCAGCAGGAGGCACAAAGAUAGAGUGGCAGGAAAACCCAGCAAACCCAAAUACAGCCCUUACAACAAACAGCAGCGCAGCUCACUCACUAAGGAGCUGGUGAAGCCCUCUCUCUCUCCUUCCUUCCUCUCCACUCCCUUCGCUCCUCCACCCUCCUCCCUCACCUCCUCCAUCUCGCUCCCUCCCACCUCUCUCUCCUCCUCCCCUCUCCUCACUCCCACCUCCUCACCCCUCACCCCUGCCAUCUCUCUCCAUCCUCGCCCUCCAGCGUCCUCGUCCCUCUUCACCGCAUCCUUCCUGCGUCCGGCUCCUGGACCAAUCAGAACGAGCCAAGGAUCCAUUCUCUUCACACCCUACUAACGGCAGUGGGAGUCGAACCGGCGACCUUUGACCUCUGACCUCCAGUUUGUUGGAGCUCAACGGGCAGAGGAGUCCAGAAGAGACAUUCAAACCUGCAACCAUCUCACCUGACUGAGGCUUCAAAAAGAGACCUGAGAGGACAGAACCUCCACCUCCUUCUGUCUAGAUCUCCUUCUCUGGUCCAAAAGGUCACAGCUGACUUGAAAGCAACCCGUGAUGAUUUUUUCCAAACCAGAAAGGGACUCAAUGCUUUAAAAAAAACACAGCCCUAAAGCUGAACAGAACAUAAGUUAAAAGGUUCUCACACAUUCUGGAAAACCUGGUAUUUUUUUAAAUGCAGUCAUGAAUAUCUGGUCAUGGAAAAGUCUAUCUGUCAUCCCCAUUUCUCAUUUUAAUGCUCCUGAUUCAGCUGAUUUGAAACGUCCAACUUGAAGAUAAAUAUGUAGAACCUUUAACUUGUGCAUGAAAACAUAGAGACAGUUUUUUCUUUGUUCUGCCUUUUUACCAAAAAUGCGCCCUAAAGUACCUCAUCGUUUAAUGACAAAUGACUUUUUGUGGAAUCUACUGAAAAUUGAGCUGGAGUUUUUAAUAUAGUUUGGUUUGAUUGAGAAAACAAUAAUCAGAUCCAGAUUUUCAGGCUAGAAGAUGCAGCUUGUGUUGAGACCAGACACAAAAGUGAACAAGAAAGUCUGGACUUUUCGUUCAGGUUGGCUGCAGGUCCUCAGGAGUUAGGAGCGGGUUGGAUCGGUCUGAACAAAUCUCCUCUAAACACAGAAGCUCUUCUUCCUCAUGCUGGAUGAACUAACCAGCAGACACCUGAUGUCAGAGAGUCCAGCACGUCACAAAUACUGCAGAUGUCUUCACGUCAUAUCAACACUGGACUGUGAUGCCACAGGUGUCCUCCCUCAGACAUCCCCGCGCUCAUGUUCGACUCGUUCCUAACAUACAGCAAACUACGAAGUGGAGAGAGAGAAUUUAAAAGAUGCAGCUUACGCUAUUUUAUAUUUUGUUUAUUGUCACCAAAUCCCUUAAAAAGCACAGAACCAAACAAAAUGUCAGUACUUUUAGGCUUUCCUACACUUUCUGUGGCUUUCAGGCCCAAAUCCAUUGGUUUCUACUUACGACACAAAUCUUUAAAAAUGGCUCACAAAUAUAUAGUUUCAUUUUUUACAAAGCCUCAGUAAUUUCCUAAACAGCUGAACACUGUAGUUUUAACUAAAUGUUACUCCAACAGGAGGAAAUAGUACAAAAAUGUUGUGUUUCUUCACUCAUCUGACGUCACACAUGUGUUCAAAGAUCUCAGCUAUUGCAGUAUAAUUUUGAUAUUUUUAAACCUGGGCCCCACUGUCACAUAUUUUGGUGUUGAGCUCUUGUACGUACGCAGCAAACUCGUCUUCCUCAUUUCCACCAGCAACAACUUGCCUCUAAUGAGAUUUCAGUGGGAGAACAGUCCUUGAGCGAGUCUUCUGUUUCUUGUGAAAAACAAAGGGUGUAACUUGGAGUCAAGCGUGCAGAUCCUUUCCAUGAUGUUGUCAGACACCUCAUCAGUGUGAACCUGUCGUGGAAAAAAGCACUUUAUGUGGAUGUAAUUUUGACAGGCACAAUUGCCCCAAAUUAAUAUAUUGUAGCCACUGCUGCCGGCUGAAGCCAUCUACUGCACAAAUUCCACAACUUUUUGUACCUAGUCAUUUUGACUAGUCAUUAGAAAAAGAGGGCCCAGGUUUAAAAAUACAGAAAUUAGCCUUUAUCUCUGUACAAUGUUAUUAUUGCGGAUAAAAAUUAUGAAAAAAACUAUGAAAAUAUGACCUAAGUUGCAGGGCCAUAGUCAUGAUUGUAGAAAUACCUGGUUCAUGAGCCCAGGCCUCCCUACAGUCUGCUUUCCUUGUUGUUUCUCUGCACUCUUAGCCAGGUAUGUAAUUCUGGUUGAAGCUAAAUCCCUUUAAAUGUAAUUUAUUCUGUUUUUUGUCUAAAACAGCCACUGUGUAAUUAUUUACACACUGACUUUAAUAUGUGUGUUGUUGAUGUAACUACUCUCACCAUGACAACAUAAAGUCCAGGUGAAAAUCAGUUUUACCAAGUCAGCAAAAACCAAAAACAAUAACACAAAGUCACAUCAGGAUGGUUAAUUCAGGACACACAACACUGGCUAAACUUGCUGUAUGUUUGGAAUCAGAGUACGAAAACAUGAACGCCUCCUCCUUAUAUCUGAUGUCCACACUUCUGCCUGUACCUGUUGUCGUCUCCACUGCCAGUGUGUUACAGAUUCGCUCUGCACUCUGGGCUGGGCUACUUCCUGGUUUUACAGUGAAAAAGGCCUUUCGUCCUGACUGUCGGUUUAGUGUCAGUCAACCUUUCUGCUGUCACUGAAUCUGACUAGAACUUUCCGGGGUUUAAAACGGAACAGAACAUUUACUGUCACUGAAACUGAAACUUUUUUCACAAAGAGUCAGAGGAACUUUUUAAGACUUUAAAAACGUCACUGGAACACUGGAAGAAACAAUAUCCGUAAAUAAGCUUAUUCACUUUCAACGAGAAAAAGAAAAGACUAACUUGCUUCUGGUGGCUUUUUCUGUGCUUUAAUAUUUUAUUUUACAGUAUAUGUUGUAAAUAUUUGCCCUAACCUUUUUCAUGACUUUCAAACAACCACAUGCCCUGUCCAUUCAUCCAACACCUUGGUCAGGAGACAGAUUGUUCAACAACUACUAGCCACAUUUGGAUGCACCCAUGAGAUUUGUCCUUUCAUCUAGUGCCACCCUCAGGACAAACAUCACAUUUUCAGCUCCACUACUUGUAAUGCUCUUAGAAAAUCUAAAUAAUUAGCAUGUUAUGUGCGACAAAAUUCAGAAAUUCAGUGAAUGGAGAUGUAUCAUCACAUGACCUAAGUAUGGAGCUUCUGUGAUAACAGGUGCUCAUAUAUAUGGAGGGAGAUGGUCUCUUGACUUCAGCUGUGAACGUCCUCCUUGAUCUUUCGGGAGGACUUUCAUUAGACGCCUGAUGUUGUGUUCAGGUAUGUUUGUAUUUAUUUAUUUUUUCAGUGGUUUUAAACACACACACGCACAAACACAUCUCCCGGUCCAUAUCUGCAUAAAUACAAGCACCAGCAUCAAGGAAGUUAUCCAGCCUUGCAGACACUAUAACAAAGGGGCCAAUGUUACAUUUUUCUUUUUUUAAUGGAUUGGACGUACAGAUUACUGACCCAGGCUUUCUUAAUAUAUGAAAUCUGAAUCUGAGGGUUGGAAAUGGGUUUCUUGAAGAAAGAAAACAUCACCUUUAAGCUGCUGUAAGUGUGUCACUGCUUUGUCCGCUUUCAUGGCUCCCUUGACUCCUUUAUUAUUCCUUAAGACAAAAUGGCAGCUUCUCUCCAGCAUGAAUAAAAAUAAAGAAAUUUACAUGCAGUUGUAAACCAAUAGCGGUACAAGAAGUGAGGUAUUGUUAUGAGUAGAGAGUCUGUGCUGCCUGUGAACUUACCUUCACUAAAGUACAUUUCCUAACUAUACUGUUUUCAUAUUGUUUGGCAAAUUGCACUUUUUUUGUUGAUAUUUGUAGCAACAAGUUUGUGUCUAAUAUUCUAAUUGUGUGUUUUGCUCAAAGUUUGGCAGAUUUUCAUCAUCCCCUCCAUGUAACAGACUUGAGUCAUGUGAUGAAGCCUGAGCUAGCUCCAUCUGCUAAAGACGAGUAUCAAAUGUGGUGGAAAGUUCAGGUGGGAAAAGCUUGUGAAGUGGACCUGUUAGAUUUUUUUAUUUUUUAGUCACACAACUGGUCAAGAAUGAACUUUGAUGCUCAACAUCGGUAUGCUGCUUGUUAUGUCCAUUACUUUCAUAAUGUGGCUGUAAUAAACUCUGCAGCAUCCACGGUGCAGCAUCCACGGGAAACUAGCAGCAGCUGGUGUUCUCAAAAAGCCAACAAACGUCAUAGCAAGAAAAUAGCUUUCUUUAGCAUUUUCAGACUUACAUUUGAUAAAAAAUUUAAUGAUAAGGUGGUUUGAGAGUCAUGAACAGGGUUCAAAGAACCAGGAGAAACCAUAGAAAACUUCUCACAAACUUGAAGAUGUAGUAAAGAUCCUCCUCUGUGUUGUCAAUAAUAAUAAUAGCAAUGUCAAUAAUUUACUUGAGAGAGAAUCACUUGUUCUUCUUCCUAUUGGGUGGACUUGACUUGAAGGUUGUUUUCAUACUGGCUAUAAGUAAAUGGUGAACCAUAUACCUUUUAUUUCUAGUCAGUAUGAACAAUUGGAACAAUUGCAAUGACCAAUAACUCUUGAAAUGCUUUGGGAAUGUGAGAGUUGUUUUAAGAUAGACGUGAAAUAAUGCAAACCUAUUCUGUAAUGGGGUAAAAUACUUUUGCCCCCCUAAAAUCUACAAUGAAAUGUCAGCGAUUCCACAGCAGCUGUUUAAAAAAAAAACAUAUUUAUAAGUGGUUAUUUAAUUAUUAAUUAUUAGUACACAGUACAAAGCAGAGAUAGAGUGCACCAACAUUGGUAAUUUCCAAGCAAAAAGUCCUUACUACAAAGGCUCCAUCUAGAGAUUUUGAAACCAGUCUCGCUUUGGUCACUGUUUCAGAAAUGAGUGCUAAAGAAUGUCAUGCCCAAAGCUGUCAAUGAAAAGACACUGUGUGGACUCGAUAAAAACAAACAAAAAACAACAACAAAAGAAAAAAUAUAUAUAUAUACACUACCGUUCAAAAGUUUGGGGUCACCCAAACAAUUUUGUGUUUUCCUGAAAAGUCACACUUAUUCACCACCAUACGUUGUGAAAUGAAUAGAAAAUGGAGUCAAGACAUUGACAAGGUUAGAAAUAAUGAUUUGUAUUUGAAAUAAGAUCUUUUUUACAUCAAACUUUGCUUUCGUCAAAGAAUCCUCAAUUUGCAGCAAUUACAGCAUUGCAGACCUUUGGCAUUCUAGCUGUUAAUUUGUUGAGGUAAUCUGGAGAAAUUGCACCCCACGCUUCCAGAAGCAGCUCCCACAAGUUGGAUUGGUUGGAUGGGCACUUCUUGCGUACCAUACGGUCAAGCUGCUCCCACAACAGCUCAAUGGGGUUCAGAUCUGGUGACUGCGCUGGCCACUCCAUUACCGAUAGAAUACCAGCUGCCUGCUUCUGCUCUAAAUAGUUCUUGCACAAUUUGGAGGUGUGUUUAGGGUCAUUGUCCUGUUGUAGGAUGAAAUUGGCUCCAAUCAAGCGCUGUCCACUGGGUAUGGCAUGGCGUUGCAAAAUGGAGUGAUAGCCUUCCUUAUUCAGAAUCCCUUUUACCCUGUACAAAUCUCCCACCUUACCAGCACCAAAGCAACCCCAGACCAUCAUAUUACCUCCACCAUGCUUAACAGAUGGCGUCAGGCAUUCUUCCAGCAUCUUUUCAUUUGUUCUGCGUCUCACAAACGUUCUUCUUUGUGAUCCAAACACCUCAAACUUGGAUUCAUCCGUCCACAACACUUUUUCCAGUCUUCCUCUGUCCAAUGUCUGUGUUCUUUUGCCCAUCUUAAUCUUUUUCUUUUAUUGGCCAGUCUCAGAUAUGGCUUUUUCUUUGCCACUCUGCCCUGAAGCCCAGAAUCCCGCAGCCGCCUCUUCACUGUAGAUGUUGACACUGGUGUUUUGCGGGUACUAUUUAAUGAAGAUGCCAGUUGGGGACCUGUGAGGCGUCUGUUUCUCAAACUAGAGACUCUAAUGUACUUAUCCUCUUGCUCGGUUGUGCAACGCGGCCUCCCACUUCUUUUUCUACUCUGGUUAGAGCCUGUUUGUGCUGUCCUCUGAAGGGAGUAGUACACACCGUUGUAGGAAAUCUUCAAUUUCUUAGCAAUGUCUCGCAUGGAAUAGCCUUCAUUUCUAAGAACAAGAAUAGACUGUCGAGUUUCAGAUGAAAGUUCUGUUUUUCUGGCCAUUUUGAGCGUUUAAUUGACCCCACAAAUGUGAUGCUCCAGAAACUCAAUCUGCUCAA
This is a messenger RNA of Micropterus salmoides (largemouth bass), 7954 nucleotides long. It is a transcript of the gene znf385b, whose product is annotated as zinc finger protein 385B. Gene Ontology annotation, molecular function: nucleic acid binding; zinc ion binding. Lineage: Eukaryota; Metazoa; Chordata; Actinopteri; Centrarchiformes; Centrarchidae. The transcript has 11 exons. Gene Ontology annotation, cellular component: nucleus. The record is from RefSeq and is a predicted model, not a curated record. Bases 266 to 2029 code for a protein of 587 amino acids.